UUUGACAAAAAAUAAUCACUUUGUUGACACAGUGGUAAAUUUGAUAAGAGUAGUGUCCCUUAGAUCAUAGAAACGCUUGAAAUCAAGCGGUGAGCAAGCGCUUCGGAGAAAAGAUCAUUCAGGAAAUUCGUCAUUUUUAUUGACAGAUUUCUGUAAAGGUCAACAUUAACUAUGUCAUCAAGUACUAUAACAGUCAAACCCCGUAGAAAAACCGCCCAGUCUCCGCCUCCAACAGCGCAAUCAACCAAUCAAAACAAAGGAACUGUACUAUUGCGCAACCCACUACCCAGGUACAGUUUUGAUCAGAAGUCAAAACCUGGAAAAUCGAAGACUGAAAAGAAAAUAUCUGCAGAAUCUGACUCAAAUAAAGAUGCGACUGACAAUAAUCUUACAAAUGCUGGAAAACUAAAGAAUUCUUCUGUUUCCUCUCCACAGUCAAAUAUUACAGAGCCAGUUGCUGUUUGCAAGCUCGUGGCAUCAUUCCCGCAAAAUUCAAUCGGAGUGGAAACUUUACCAGAAACUUCAUUUGUGUCAAAACCUGAAAAUUGUGAAACUGGCUUGAAAGAUAAACCGGUCAAUAAAGUCGGACCAAUUAGUAAAACACUCACCCAUUCAGUCAGUGAUUCAGUUAUAAUAAGUGUUCAAAAUAAUUUAGAAAAUGGUGCUUCAUCUCCACAGACUGGGACCCACUCUCAAGAGACAAAUGUUUUAGACUGUGACUCAGGUGGGAACCAGUCUACAAGUACUGGUACCCUGUCUGAGGAACAAUGUAAAUGUUCAGAGAAAAUUAAACAUCUUGAAGAGGAGAAACAACUUCUGAAGAAUCAGCUAGAAGUUCAGCUUCAGGUUAAUCAGGAACUGAAGAAACUGCUGGUAGCCUCUGUUGGUGAUGAUCUCCAGCAUAGAGUGGAAAGACUUACAAGGGAUAAGGCUCAAAUGUCUAUGGAGAUUGGAGAUUAUUUCAAGAAGAUGUCAGAUGAUUAUGAACAUUUAGAUAAAAUCUCCAUACAGGCUGAUAUGUGGAGGAGCAAAUACCUGGCAUGCAG
Messenger RNA from Ruditapes philippinarum (Manila clam), 1046 nucleotides. RefSeq names its product golgin-45-like. The record is from RefSeq and is a predicted model, not a curated record. Gene Ontology annotation, cellular component: Golgi membrane. Gene Ontology annotation, biological process: Golgi to plasma membrane protein transport; Golgi organization. NCBI's taxonomy places the organism in Eukaryota, Metazoa, Mollusca, Bivalvia, Venerida, Veneridae.